Messenger RNA from Amphimedon queenslandica, 4102 nucleotides. Its product is annotated as probable aldehyde oxidase 2. The record is from RefSeq and is a predicted model, not a curated record. Gene Ontology annotation, molecular function: iron-sulfur cluster binding; iron ion binding; oxidoreductase activity. Bases 200 to 4024 code for a protein of 1274 amino acids. NCBI's taxonomy places the organism in Eukaryota, Metazoa, Porifera, Demospongiae, Haplosclerida, Niphatidae. The transcript has 36 exons.
UAAACCACGCCUUUCCACGUGUUUCAGUUUCACUGUUUUCCAUUGAUGUGUUGAAACUCAAUAAUAAUAGUAGAUCUAUUACUAUUUGAGUUUUGUCACCUUUGUGUACAUGUAUUCAUCAGAAGGGUGAACAAUAUUCAUUGUUAAUUAGUGGAUAACGUGACUGUCUCACUAACCAGCUCAGCCUUUUUUUUGCAAAAUGGCUAGCCCAGUGAAGGCCAUUAGUUUUACAAUUAAUGGCCAGAAGGUGGACCUGAGCGAUCCCAGCUCUGGAACAAGUCUCAAUGAAUGGAUAAGGUCUCAGUAUGGGCUCACAGGGACUAAGAGGAUGUGUGGUGAAGGAGGUUGUGGCUGUUGUGUAGUGUCUCUGACCAAGACUGACCUUUUGAGCAACAAACCAGUCACACUUGCCAUUAAUUCUUGUUUGUGUCCUUUAUAUUCUGUUAAUGGCUGCUCCAUUACUACAGUCGAAGGAAUUGGAAGUUCAAAGAAAGGUUUCCAUCCAGUACAGAAGAAGAUUGCCGAACUGAAUGGCACUCAAUGCGGGUACUGUACACCUGGUAUGGUCAUGAACAUGUACAGUCUUCUUCAAGAGACUCCUAAACCUACCAAGCAGUUAGUGGAGGAUAGUUUUGAUGGUAAUAUUUGCCGCUGCACUGGUUAUCGCUCCAUCUUGGAUUCAAUGAAGUCCUUUGCUGUUGAUUCUGAUGAGCCACAAGUUGUUGAUAUUGAGGAUGUUUGUCCAGUGAAGUGUUCAUCGUGUCCAGUAAUGAAGGGUUCCACUAAUUGGUUAACUCAGCCUCGGACUGACUCUGAUCCUACCUGGUAUCAGCCUACAAAACUUUCUGAAGCAUUUGAUAUUUAUCAAGCCAAUACCAGUACUAAUGUCAAGUUUGUCAGUGGAAAUACUGGAAAAGGUGUUUUUAAGGAAACUGCUACUAUUGGUACUUAUAUUGAACUGAGCUCAGUGCAAGAGUUGUACAAUGUUGAUAUAGAAGAUACUUACAUCAGUGUUGGUGCCUGUAUAACAAUAAAUGUACUCAUUGAUAUAUUGAAGAAUAAUGAAGACAAGUCUUCUAGCUACAAACCAUUGGCCGAACACCUUAAGAAAAUUGCUAAUGUUCCAGUGAGAAAUGUGGGCACUUGGGCUGGUAAUUUGAUGCUGACUCAUGAUAACGAUAACUUUCCUUCCGAUGUAUUCACUAUAAUGGAAGCAGCUGGAGCUACAGUGACAAUUGCUCAUGUUGGUGGAACUGGGGAAUAUCCUUUGUGGGACUUCUUGAACUUGGAUAUGAGCGAGAAGAUAAUAGUAUCACUCCAGAUACCAUACUGUAGCCCCAAUACAGUAUUCAGUACAUUCAAAAUAAUGCCUCGCUCACAGAAUGCUCAUGCUUACGUUAAUGCUGCAUUCAGUUUGGUAGUAGAUCCUGAUAGCAAGACUGUUAAAUCCAUUCCUUCAUUUGUAUUUGGAGGAAUCAGUGAACAUGCAAUCUCAGCUCCACUAACUGAGUCAUUCAUGAUUGGUAAGUCAUUGAAGGACCCCAAUACGCUGAAAGGAGCUAUGGAGAGUCUGUCUAAUGAGAUCAAGCCUAAUGCCCCACCUGUAUCAGCUAGUCCUAGUUAUAGGAAGAACCUUGCUCUUAGCUUGUUUUACAAGUUUUAUCUUCAAGCUCUUGGUGUUUCUAAUGUUAAUCCACUCUACCAGUCAGCAGCUAUACCUUACGUGCGUCCAGUGUCCCAAGGGUCCCAGUCAUACAGCACUGACUCCAGCAAGUAUCCUGUUAAUCAGCCUCUGCCUAAACUGACUGCUACUCUACAGGCUUCAGGUGAGGCAGAGUACACUACUGACAUUCCACGUCGUCCUGGAGAACUGGCUGCAGCAUUUGUAGUCACUACUCAAGGUAAUGCAAAGAUUUUAUCAAUGGAUACUACAGCAGCAAUGGCAAUGGAAGGAGCUGUUGCUGUUGUAUCUGCUAAAGACAUUCCACAAAACGGGAAGAAUGACUUUAUGCUUGGAUUAGGCGGUGACCCUGAAAUUGUAUUUGCUACUGAUGUAUCAGAGUAUGCUGGUCAAGCAGUUGCACUAGCACUGGCUGAUACUCAAGAGCAUGCACUGAAAAUGGCCAAAGCUGUAUCUCUUACUUACCAGACUCAAGGGAAGCAGAUACUGACCAUACAAGAUGCCAUUGAUGCCAAAUCCUUUUAUGACAAGGAUCCCGACGUCCAUAUUGGAGAUGCUGAUGGUGCUAUUAAAGGAUCAGAUCAUGUUGUUAAUGGUGAAGUAUCAUGUGGUACACAAUACCACUUUACCAUGGAGACCCAAACCUCGUUUGUAAUACCUGAGGAUGAUGGUUAUACAGUCUACAGCUCCAACCAGUGGGCUCAGUUGGGACAAUUUGCUGUUGCUGGCAUACUUGGAAUACCGAAUAACAAAGUUUCAGUUAUCAUUAAAAGAGUUGGUGGUGCAUAUGGAGGGAAAAUCAGUCGUGCUUCUCAUACAGCAGCUGCUUGUGCAUUGGGAGCAUAUGUCACUCAAAGGCCUGUGAGGUUACACUUGGAUCUUGAGACUAACAUGAAAAUGGUUGGAAAGAGGUUCCCUUACUAUGCCAAGUACACAGUUGGUUGCAAUAAGGAUGGAACACUGAAUGGGGUUAAGGUUGACAUUUACAAUAAUUCUGGCUGCAGCAGCAAUGAUAGCUCAGCGAUAACAGGGUUGAUAUUCCACAGCAUUGAUAACACCUACAAGUGUAAGAAUUGGUCACUGAGUAUGACUGCAUGUAAAACAAACAUUGCCAGCAACACAGCUGCAAGAGCACCAGGAUAUCUUCCUGCUAUAUUCAUCAUGGAGUCUCUCAUGGAUGACGUUGCUCGUAAUAUUGGCAUGGAUGUGGAGCAGUUCAAGCAAGCCAACCUAUACAAGAAGGGAGAUGUGUCAUACCUUUCAUAUCCACCCAAAGGUCAAGUACUACCGUAUUGUAACAUUGGUGAGCUCUGGCAACAAAUAAGCACUUCUGCUGAUGUUCAGAAUAGAAAGAGUCAAAUAUCAGACUACAACAAAGCUAACAGAUGGAGGAAAAGAGGAUUAUCCAUGGUCCCAUUGAGAUAUGGUAUAAAUUGGAAUGGAGCUAACUAUACCAUAAUGGUUAGUGUAUACACUGGAGAUGGAUCAGUCUCUGUAGUGCAUGGAGGAGUUGAGAUAGGACAAGGAGUCAACACAAAGGUUGCACAGGUCACUGCCAGUACUCUUGGUGUUCCAUUGAGUUCAGUUACUGUUGUACCUACUAAUUCAUUCACUAAUCCUAAUGGGAUCACCACUGGAGGGAGCAUAGCUAGUGAACUCAAUUGCUUAGGUGCCCUGAAUGCUUGUAAGUCCCUUAAGGCAAGACUUGACAAAGUAAAGGAGGGACUGAAAGCUACUGGUGCAUCAGACCCUACCUGGCUUCAAAUAGUACAGAAAGCUUUUUCUAGUGGCGUUGACCUUUCAGAGAAAUAUUAUGUGUAUGGUACCAAUGACUAUUUUAAUGCUUAUAAUCCUUAUGGAGUCACUGUAUCUGAAGUUGAGGUCGACGUACUAACUGGAGAGACUGAAAUAUUGAGAGUUGACAUUUUGUAUGACUGUGGACAAAGUAUUAAUCCAGAGAUUGAUAUUGGACAAGUUGAGGGUGCCUUUGUCAUGGGGCUAGGCUAUUUCUUAACGGAGAGAGUUGUUUUUGAUACUGAUACUGGAGUAUUGCUGACACACAACACAUGGGAAUACAAGCCACCUACUACUAAAGACAUUCCAAUUGAUUUUAGGAUUGAACUGCUUAAGGAUGCACCUAAUCCUCUUGGAAUACUUGGUUCUAAAGCUGUUGGUGAGCCGCCAUUGUGUAUGAGUAGUUCAGUGCUGUAUGCUAUGAAGAGAGCCAUUGAGAGUGCUAGGCAUGAUGCUGGUAAUGAUACACCAUUUACACUAUCUGCUCCAGCUACUGUUGAAGACACUCAGCAAGCCUGUCUUGUUGAUCCUACCAAAUUUGCUUUUUAACAUUAUUUUAUUUCCACUUGUGCUAUUUAUGCUGUACUUUUAAAAGUCAUUUUUGUGCUUGUUUUAAUGUAGAAUGAA